GGUCCCCCCUCCCUGCCCCUCGACCCGGCUCCUGGUGCCCGUCUCCAGCGCGGCUGGAGCCAGCCGGGAAGCCGGAGCGCAGCGGAGGAGAAUGAGGCCGCGUCGCCGCCGCUCGGAGCCCGGCUGGAGCCUCCCAGGUACAUGGUGCAGGUCCGAGCAGUGGUGAUGACCCGAGAUGACUCCAGUGGUGGCUGGCUGCCUGUGGGGGGCGGGGGCCUCAGCCAGGUGAGCCUGUGUCAGGUCCGAGGGGCCAGGCCCGAUGGGGGGGCCCGCCAAGGGCACUACGUCAUCCACGGGGAGCGCCUCCGGGACCAGAAAACCACUUUAGAGUGUACCCUGAAGCCAGGUUUGGUUUACAACAAGGUGAACCCCAUCUUCCACCACUGGAGCCUGGGUGACUGCAAGUUUGGACUGACAUUCCAGAGCCCCGCAGAGGCUGACGAGUUUCAGAAGGCUCUGCUGGCUGCUCUGGCUGCCCUGGGCCCAGGCUCGCUCACACCCUCCUCUUCCUCCUCCUCCUCCUCCUCCCAUUCCCAGGACACAGCUGAGACUCCCUGCCCUCUGACGUCUCAUGUGGACAGCGACUCCUCCAGUCACAGCCGGCAGGAGACGUCUUCUGCUGGGGGGUCGGCCCCCAUCAUCACCGGGGAGACCUCUUCGGGCUUCAGGCCGGCCACGCCCCCUCAGCGCCGCUCCUCUGCCCAGAGCUCCCCUCCACUGCUGCGCCUCACGGGGGCCCCGGAGCCCGCUGAGCCGCUGGUGGGGCCCGGGGGUCCUGGCUGGGGUGGCCGAGGCUAUGAGGAUUACCGGCGCGCCGGGCCGCCCCCACCCCUCGCCCUGUCCACCUGCGUGGUGCGCUUCGCCAAGACCGGGGCCUUGAGGGGUGCCGCACUGGGGCCCCCCGCGGCCCUCCCUGCAGCUCUGCCUGAGGCGGUACCUCCGGCGCCCCCAGCACGCCCACCCCCAGGCCUGAGCCCCGCCGGGGCGCCCACCAAGGCCUCCCCGGAGGCGGAGGAGGUGGCGCGCUGCCUGCACUGCCGGGCGCCCUUUCGCCCCCGCGCCGACGGCCGUGGUGGCCGCUGCGCAGAGGCCCCCGACCCGGGUCGCCUCCUGGUGCGCCGCCUCAGCUGCCUCUGGUGCGCCGAGAGCUUGCUCUACCACUGCCUGUCGGACGCCGAGGGCGACUUCUCGGACCCGUGCGCCUGCGAGCCGGGCCACCCGCGCCCGUGGGCCGCGCUGGCAGCCUUGUCGCUCGCUGUGCCCUGCCUCUGCUGCUACGCGCCGCUGCGCGCCUGCCACUGGGUCGCCGCGCGCUACGGCUGUGCGGGCUGCGGGGGUCGCCACGAGGAGGCUGCGCGGUGAGGACGGCGUGGUGGGUCCCCCGUUGCCCGACGGAGGACCCAAAAUGGAGGGUCCUGGACAGUGGACUCCAUUAGACCCCCAAACCCAAACCCAGGCACGCCCAGAAUUUGGAGUUUGGGUUUGGUUUGUGAAGUCCCAGACCUGGGACCUGGAUCCCCAGUCUAGGAAGUGAGAGACGUUUCCCCCAGCCCCCGACCCAGGAUUUUUGGGAUGUCUGCCCAAGAGGCCACUGGGAUACUGAGUUCUGGUGCCCCCACUUAUGGCCAGGACUGGGGGUCCAGGUGUUGUGCCCCCCCCCAAAAAAAAUAAGUGUUGUUCCUCCUAACCUCUAUGCCCUUGGUUCUAGUCCCAUUAGGGAGUGGGUCAUCUUUGUUAUGUUAAUGGACAGAAUUAGUGUAGGGUGUGUUCUAAAGCAGUCUCUUCUGAGCUAUAAAAGAGUCACCAAAGGAGGAUGGGGAAGAGAGAAGCCAGGCCACUGGAAGAUUUCCCGGGAGAGCAACUCCAGAGUGACCAGGAUCAUCGGCCUUCCAGGCCAGCACCCUGACCUGGACUUCUAGCCUCCUCAACAGUGAGAAAAUAAAUCUGUUACAGUCCCC
Messenger RNA from Echinops telfairi (small Madagascar hedgehog), 1958 nucleotides. RefSeq names its product sprouty related EVH1 domain containing 3 (gene SPRED3). The record is from RefSeq and is a predicted model, not a curated record. NCBI's taxonomy places the organism in Eukaryota, Metazoa, Chordata, Mammalia, Afrosoricida, Tenrecidae. Gene Ontology annotation, cellular component: membrane. Gene Ontology annotation, molecular function: protein kinase binding. Gene Ontology annotation, biological process: negative regulation of MAPK cascade; multicellular organism development.